AUGGAUCGGCCACGCACGGCCCACCAUCACCGAACGGUCAGCGAGCCAGAGCAGCGCGAGUUCCUCGACGUCCAGCAGGAGCACCAGCAGCACGACGAGCAACGGGUCCACGCCACGCAGGAACCCGAUGGCCCCGUCCGCAGAUUCCAAAUCCUCAAAAGCACGCCCGUGGGGCUGGUUUGUCCGCAGAACAUCCGCUUCAGCGUAGUGGACGUGGACGCCGGGAUUGCCCAAACGGGGCCCAUCUUCGAUUUAUCAACUCCCUCGAACGAGCCGAUUUUUGUGACGAACGACCUGAAAUGGUGGAAGCAGAAGUACUUCCUGCCACCUUCGUUUGAGGUCUUUCGUGGUCCCACCCACAAGCAUGGGAGUGGGAGCUUCAAGCAAACUGCUGGCCGGCAACGAGUCACCCAAGAAGGCGAGAUCAGCGGCUUACCACCAUCACCACUGCACGACAGCUUGACAUUCGAGUCUCGGUCGUCCACCCACAGCACGACAGGCUCAGCGAAGGAGAAAGCGUACCCAGUCGCCGAGAUAAAGUACCGCGGCUGGCAAGGCCUCACGGGCAUGUCUGUCUCACUAACUCUGUACAACAUCACGCCCGAGAUGCACUAUCGCAAUCACUAUACCCAAACGCUCGCCAACGACCUCAGUUCAACGCCGGAUAUCCGGUCCCGGUAUCUGAUCAACCGCACCGGCUGGAAACGCGAGUACAUCGUCACUCCAGGCGGCUAUAAAUGGCGGUCUCCCUCCCUGGGGGAGAAGAAGGGGAUUCUCGCAAGCCCAGCAAUGGACGACGCAACGCCCGUCGGGCACGGCAAUCUGAUCCUCGAGGAUGCUGAGCAGACACCCGUGGCCGUCUACAAGCAGCGACGGGACCACGACGUCCUAGGCACGCUGACGGUCUUCCUCUGGCACGUGAAUGAGAGCGGAACAGACAGGGGGAAUGGGCACGGGCACGCCCAUGGCCACGACAGCAAAAUCACCACCGAGGCAGUCCUGGCGAGUUGUCUGGCCGUCGUGACGUACGAACGGAUCGGGUGGCAGAAUUUGCUGGGCCGUUGA
Cladophialophora yegresii CBS 114405 is the source of this 1065-nucleotide messenger RNA. RefSeq lists its product as uncharacterized. The coding region runs from base 1 to 1065 and encodes 354 amino acids. The record is from RefSeq and is a predicted model, not a curated record. NCBI's taxonomy places the organism in Eukaryota, Fungi, Ascomycota, Eurotiomycetes, Chaetothyriales, Herpotrichiellaceae. The transcript has a single exon.